AAUGUCUUCUUCUCAAGUUGGACAAGGAUCAUCAGUUACAUGGACUUUACAACAAAACAAGGCAUUUGAGAGGGCAUUAGCAGUGUAUGACAAAGACACCCCUGACCGUUGGUCUAACGUUGCUAGAGCUAUUGGAGGCAAUAAAACUGCUGAAGAUGUGAAGCAACAUUAUGAAGUACUUCUUCAUGAUAUCAAGUUUAUUGAGAGUGGUGGUGUGCCUUUCCCUAACUACACCACUCGUAACGGAGGCCGAGGCCGCACUAAUAACAAAUAA
This is a messenger RNA of Solanum verrucosum, 274 nucleotides long. RefSeq names its product transcription factor RADIALIS. Bases 2 to 274 code for a protein of 90 amino acids. NCBI's taxonomy places the organism in Eukaryota, Viridiplantae, Streptophyta, Magnoliopsida, Solanales, Solanaceae. Gene Ontology annotation, molecular function: DNA-binding transcription factor activity. The record is from RefSeq and is a predicted model, not a curated record. The transcript has a single exon.